CACCAACAACAUCCUCUCGUCAGAAUGUCCUCUCCGACCCAGUGAAUGCGUCGCGCCAUGUACGACACAUCAUGAACGGCACCACCAAGCCCACGCCCACGGCGCUCCGCCGAUGGAGCUGUCAAGAUCGCCCAUUGCCCUCGGUGCCCGAGAUCAAACACAUCCACGUCUACGAUUUUGACAACACAUUGUUCUCCUCUCCUCUCCCCUCGAAGCAGCUCUGGUCUAACAGCACCUACGGCCAAUUGCAAGGGCAAGAUUUCCUGUACAAUGGUGGAUGGUGGCAUAACCCCGCCAUCUUGUCUGCCGUCGGCGAGGGCAUAGACGUUGAAGAGCCUCGGGCGUGGUCGGGCUGCUGGAACGAGACCAUCGUCGAUCUUGUGCGGCUGUCGAUGCAGGAUCAGUCAACGCUGACCAUCCUGUUGACCGGCAGAGGAGAAGAUGGAUUCGCCGACUUGCUAGGGAGAAUGGUGAAGAGCAAGGGUCUGGUGUUCGACAUGGUCUGCUUGAAACCCAAAGUCAGUCCGAACGGAGAGACGUUUGGGAGUACGAUGCUCUUCAAACAAGCCCUGCUGCGAGAUAUCGUCCUCACAUACUCCCUCGCCGAGGAGAUACGAGUGUACGAAGAUCGCCCAAAGCACACCAAAGCCUUCCGCGACUUCUUCGCCGACCUCAACAGAAUCUUCCUCACCCCAACUCACCACCCAGCUCCUCGACCGCCCAUCCUUGCCGAAGUCAUUCAGGUUACCGAACAAGAAACACGCAUGGAUCCCGUGGCCGAAGUGGCCGAAAUUCAACGCAUGGUUAAUACCCACAACUCUCAUCGCCUAUCCAAUCCUUCCCUCGGCCUCAUCCCGUACAAAGUCAAGCGCACCGUCUUCUACACAGGCUACAUUAUCUCUCCCCCGGACAUCGAAAAGCUCAAAACCCUCGUUCAACUACCUUCGCAUGUCCGCGAUCACGACAUCAAAUACCUCGCCAAUAACGUCCUCAUCACUCCACGUCCCGCGCCCGCAAGUAUUUUGUCCAAGAUUGGCGGCACGGGCAGCAAACAGCGCUUUCGCAUUACAGGCAUCGCCAAUCUCGAACAACGCAUCUGGGCUGCUCGCGUUGCUCCCGUCCCCGAAACCUCGCAAAUUUACACCGAAAAUCCCGUUCCAUGCAUCGUCCUCGCCACCCGCAGGCAGACGAAACCCAUCGAGGCCAACCGGAUACAAAACUGGCAGCCAGUGAGUCCCGAAUGGGCGAGUUGGGAAUUCGAGACAGUCGUUGGGGAGAAGGUGUUGCUGAGAAUCGAAGAAGAGAUCAAAGGCGAGGAUGAGUGGGAGGCCAACUUUGCCAACCAGCAGAACUCCCUGGCUUCUACGGGCCGCAAGCAUCCUCGAGAAGAGGAGUGGCCUAGUUUGCCUGCCAGCAACAAGAUGCAGAAUACGCGACCGCAGGGCAGAACCUGGCGCGAGAGGAAUGCAGCUGGCGGCGGGAACCAGAUUGGCUCUGCUGCACAGCGUGGCGGAGCUCGGAAUACGGGCCAGCGGGGUGGAGGGCAGACCGGUGGGUUUAGAGGAAGGGGUGGGAGGGGUGGUGGAGGAGGAGGAGGAGGAGGAGGAGGAGGCGGUAUGCAGCGCGGACGAGGCAGAGGCGGAUACCGCAGCCUCGACGACAAUGUCGGCCAGGGCUAUGGAGGAGGAAGCAUGCAGUAUUAAUAUCGCUGCUGGCCUGUCUGAUGUGCUUUCGUGAUGGAGCAUUAUCGCGAUGGCAUGCUUGAUAUCUGUUGCACGUCGCGCAAGACGUGACAGCUUUAGCGAGGAGUUGGGGCGAGGUGUGACGAAAUGAUCAUUGUAAUGGACAAUCAAGCACUCUCUGGUUUCACCACGGACUUUUAUCUGUAAAUGCAUGCCGUGAUCAAUAGCUGCGAGUCGUUUUAAAAAAAAAAACCAC
This is a messenger RNA of Neohortaea acidophila, 1938 nucleotides long. RefSeq lists its product as uncharacterized. Gene Ontology annotation, cellular component: box C/D methylation guide snoRNP complex; small-subunit processome. Gene Ontology annotation, molecular function: RNA binding; rRNA methyltransferase activity; histone H2AQ104 methyltransferase activity. The record is from RefSeq and is a predicted model, not a curated record. The transcript is spliced from 2 exons. The coding region runs from base 72 to 1703 and encodes 543 amino acids. Gene Ontology annotation, biological process: box C/D sno(s)RNA 3'-end processing; rRNA methylation. Lineage: Eukaryota; Fungi; Ascomycota; Dothideomycetes; Mycosphaerellales; Teratosphaeriaceae.